AUGGCGACGGCGACGAAUGGAGAGGAAUGCCUUAUGGCGACGGUCCUUUGGCGGGACUCACGGCGCUGGCGGCGCUUCUCCCUGCCGUCGCUUGGUGGGUUUUCCGUCGCUCUACCAAGCGGGCCGUCAGCCGGCGUACGGACGGAUGACGAUGCGUGGGGACGCGUGGCUCGAGGCACGGCGACGCUUCUUCGGUCGCGGUCGCACGACGUGUCUCGCGGGCGAGAGGCGUGUCUCACGGCGGGACUCACGGCGCUUCUCUCUGCUCUUAGCGGCAACGUCAACGUGUGCAGCCAGGAGGAGCGGGAGGGGAAGCAAACGGCGCUGGCGGCGACAAGGGACUUCUUUUCAAGCGGGCCGUCAGCCGGCGUACGGACGGAUGACGAUGCGUGGGGACGCAUGGCUCGAGGCACGGCGACGCUUCUUCGGUCGCGGUCGCACGACGUGUCUCGCGGGCGAGAGGCGUGUCUCACGGCGGGACUCACGGCGCUUCUCUCUGCUCUUAGCGGCAACGUCAACGUGCCAGGAGGAGCGGGAGGGGGAGCAAAUGGCGCUGGCGGCGACAAGGGACUACGGCUGCAGCCUUCUCCUCUCGUGGUAAGAGCGGCGGUACCGGGAGGGAAGCUCGCGGCGCCGGCGGAGACGGGGGAGGUAAAGCGCGGGGAGGGGACUUCCUUCUCGUGCGCAGCUAAAGCGGCAGUGGGAGCUCGCGGGGACAGCGGCGAGCAAUGGAGGCGAAGCGGGGAUGGGAGCUCGCGUCGCGGGAUCGCGUGGCGACGCUUCUUCGGGGGAGGCGUGACGCGCGCGCGGCGGGACAUCGGAACACGAGGAGCAAGGAGCAAGGAGCGAGGGACUUACGGAAAAGGGGUGGACGAGGAAGGCAGUGACUAUAACGAGAGCCCCAGAGCUGACGGAGGACGUGGGACAGUAAGGGAGGAGGGGGACGAGGAGGAGCGAGAAGGAGAAGGGGAGCAGGAGGAUGGGCGGGAGGAUGGGCGGGAGGACGAGGAUGGCGAGGUAGACGAGGAUGGCGAGGUAGACGAGGAUGGCGAGGUGGACGAGGAUGGCGAGGUGGACGAGGAUGGCGAGGUGGACGAGGAUGGCGAGGUAGACGAGGAUGGCGAGGUGGACGAGGAUGGCGAGGUAGACGAGGAUGGCGAGGUGGACGAGGAUGGCGAGGUGGACGAGGAUGGCGAGGUGGACGAGGAUGGCGAGGUGGACGAGGAUGGCGAGGUAGACGAGGGGACUGAGAGGGGAGGGGCAGGACUUGAUGUUGAAGGGAUGGAUGAGGAAAAGGAUGAUAAGAGAGCGGGGUUGUACGACGAGGAGGAAGAGGAGGAAGAGGAGGAAGAGGAGGAAGAGGAGGAAGAGGAGGAAGAGGAGGAAGAGGAGGAAGAGGAGGAAGAGGAGGAAGAGGAGGAAGAGGAGGAAGAGGAGGAAGAGGAGGAAGAGGAGGAAGAGGAGGAAGAGGAGGAAGAGGAGGAAGAGCAGGAUGGGGAGGGGUUGUAUGGAGCCAUCAAAAUCCCGAAUCUCGGCAAAACCACGGCAGCUGACCUCAUCGCUAGCAAAGGGCUUCUAGCAACCAAGGCAUGGUGCUGGUGGGACUUGCGGCGCAGGCCCCUCUGGCGCCAACAAAACGGCCUGCAGCACCCCUCUCGCAUGCCGGCAAAACGGCCUGCAGCGCUAAGACGCGCGGAUCACGGACUAUGA
This is a messenger RNA of Closterium sp. Yama58-4, 1710 nucleotides long. NCBI's taxonomy places the organism in Eukaryota, Viridiplantae, Streptophyta, Zygnematophyceae, Desmidiales, Closteriaceae. The record is from the annotation of a GenBank genome assembly.